This is a messenger RNA of Mobula hypostoma (lesser devil ray), 7783 nucleotides long. RefSeq names its product receptor-type tyrosine-protein phosphatase T-like. The transcript has 33 exons. The record is from RefSeq and is a predicted model, not a curated record. The coding region runs from base 256 to 4608 and encodes 1450 amino acids. Gene Ontology annotation, cellular component: membrane. Gene Ontology annotation, molecular function: protein tyrosine phosphatase activity; protein binding. NCBI's taxonomy places the organism in Eukaryota, Metazoa, Chordata, Chondrichthyes, Myliobatiformes, Myliobatidae. Gene Ontology annotation, biological process: protein dephosphorylation.
UGGGAGAGAGCGCAAGAAAUAGACACACAGCGAGACAGAGGGGGAGAAAGAGAUAUACGGCUUGCGUCAGGACCCGGGGGAGUCCUCACUCAGCAACUACUUCAAGAUCUCCAAGCUGCCAUGCAGAGCCAGUAGCAGUCUGCAUUUAAGUACAGCGUGGUGGUCUGGCUUUCACUAACGGAUCAUCGCUUGCUAACCGGCCAGUAACUGGAUGAUGCCACAGCUGCACAAGUAAUGCGAGAAAAAUAGUCAGAAAUGAAUGUCCUUCUGAUUUCCCUCUCUCUGCUGGGGCAUCUAUUAUCGAGGGCUGAGGGACAAGUCUUUGCAGGCAGUUGCUCAUUUGAUGAAAACUACAGCAACUGUGGAUACAUCUUGGCCCUUGGGACCACUGGAUUCACCUGGGAGCAAAUUAACACAUGGGAAAAACCAUCCAUAGACCCGGCUGUGCCAACAGGGACCUUUAUGCUGGUUAACAGCUCCGGACGAAUAUCAGGACAGAAGGCUCAUCUGAUGUUGCCCAUACUAAAAGAGAAUGACACACACUGCAUUGACUUUCACUAUUUUCUGUCAAGCAAGGAUCGAUCCAGUCCAGGUGCCUUGAAUGUCUAUGUGAAAGUUAAUGGAGGACCUCAAGGAAAUCCUGUCUGGAACGUGUCUGGUAUAGUUACUGAAGGAUGGAUUAAGACAGAGCUGGCUAUCAGUACAUUUUGGCCAAACUUCUACCAGGUUAUAUUUGAAUCAGUUGCUUCGAAAGGCCAUCCUGGAUACAUUGCCAUCGAUGAAGUUAGAGUACUUGCUCAUCCUUGCAGGAAGGCUCCUCAUUUUCUCCGUCUUCAGAAUGUGGAAGUGAAUGCAGGACAAAAUGCAACAUUUCAAUGUAUUGCUGGUGGAAAGUGGUCCCAGCACGACAAGUUAUGGCUGCAGCAAUGGAAUGGAAAAGAUACAGCUUUGAUGGUUACCAGGGUGGUUAACCAUAGACGCUUCUCCGCUACUGUCAGUGUGGCAGAUACAUCUCAGAAGACUACAAGUAAAUACAGAUGCGUGAUUCGAUCAGAAGGAGGCUCAGGAGUUUCAAAUUAUGCAGAAUUAAUUGUGAAAGAACCACCCACACCUAUCGCCCCACCUGAGCUUUUGGCAGUUGGUGCAACCUACCUGUGGAUCAAACCAAAUGCAAAUUCGAUCAUCGGAGAUGGCCCCAUCAUCCUGAAGGAAGUAGAGUACCGCACAACCGCAGGAAAUUGGGCAGAGACACAUAUCGUGGACUCCCCCACCUACAAACUGUGGCAUCUUGACCCAGACGUGGAAUAUGAAAUCAGAGUUCUGCUCACACGACCUGGAGAUGGAGGGACUGGCCCUCCAGGUCCUCCUCUGACAACACGGACCAAAUGUGCAGAUCCUGUUCAUGGACCUCAGAAUGUGGAAGUUGUGGAUGUCCGAUCUCGUCAGUUGACUAUUCAUUGGGAACCAUUUGGGUAUGCAGUCACUCGUUGCCAUAGCUACAACUUGACAGUUCAGUACCAGUAUGUGCUUGGCCAUCGGGAAUAUACAGCAGAAGAACUGAUGCAGACAUCAUCCCACUAUACACUGCGGGGACUGCAUCCAUACACCACAGUGAAACUUCGACUGGUACUGGUAAACCCAGAAGGAAGGAAAGAAAGUGAUGAAAUUGUUAUACAAACUGAAGAGGAUGUACCAGGUCUAGUGCCCUUGGAAUCAAUUCAAGGAGGCCCAUUUGAAGAGAAGAUAUAUCUACAGUGGAAACCACCAAAUGAAACCAAUGGAAUAAUUACUCUCUAUGAGAUAACCUAUAAGGCUGCUGGGUCCUUUGACCCUAAUGUCGAGCUUUCCAACCAAAGAGGGAGAGUGUUCAAACAGCGGAACGAGACCCAUCACUUGUUUGUAGGGCUUUAUCCAGGCACAACCUACUCUUUCACAAUAAGAGCGAGCACCGUAAAAGGUUUUGGACUGCCAGUCACCACUCGCAUUACGACAAAAAUAUCAGCUCCCUCCAUGCCACUGUAUGACACUGACAGCCCUCUGAAUGAGACUGACACAACAAUCACAGUCCUAUUGAAGCCAGCUCAAUCAAGAGGAGCUCCAAUCAGCGCUUAUCAACUGGUUGUUAAAGAAGAACACUUCCAAAAAGCCAGGAGAGCUGCAGAUAUUAUCGAGUGCUUCCCUGUCCCAGUCAGCUACAAGAAUGCGUCCAUACUUGAUUCACUUCAUUAUAUUGCUGCGGAGCUGAAGCCUGGGAACCUUCCAAUGACUCAGCCAUUCACUGUCGGAGAUAACAGAACAUACAACGGCUAUUGGAACCCACCACUUUCCUCAGUGAAAAGCUACAGCAUUUACUUUCAAGCACUCAGCAAAGCUAAUGGGGAGACCAAAAUCAGCUGCUUAAGACUGGCAACAAAAGGUAGGAUACAGAUCACUACACCGUACAUUCUUGUCAUCCCAAGUGCAGGUGCUUCAACACAGAACUCCAAUACAGUGGAGCCGGAAAAGCAAGUUGAUAACACAGUGAAAAUGGCUGGAGUUAUUGCAGGAAUUUUAAUGUUUAUUAUCAUCAUGCUGGGAGUCAUGCUAAUAGUUAAAAAACGGAGGAGUGCUUAUUCCUACUCAUAUUACCUGAAACUGGCAAAAAAACAGAAGGAGACCCAAAGUGGCACCCAGCGGGAAAUGGAGCCUGUGGUAACUGCGACAGACAAGGGGUGUAACAAGCAUGAAAGAGAUGAAACACUAUCAGCAGAACAAGUCACACCCAGUGCAGUAUUAGGCAGCAACCAUGAAGAUAUGAACCAGACUACUAGGGUUGUUCAAACUCAUUCCUAUAGGAAUUGCGAACCUGUUGAAAUGUCAUAUCAAUCUGGACAAUUUCAGCCUGCUAUACGAGUAGCAGACUUACUGCAGCACAUCACACAGAUGAAAUGUGGCAAGGGCUAUGGCUUUAAAGAAGAGUAUGAGAGUUUGCCAGAAGGACAGUCAGCAGCUUGGGACACUGCCAAGAAAGAGGAAAACCGUUCUAAGAACAGAUAUGGGAACAUCAUUGCUUAUGACCAUUCUCGUGUACGACUUCAGCUACUAGAUGGAGACCCACAUUCAGAUUAUAUAAAUGCCAAUUACAUUGACGGUUAUCAUAGGCCACGUCACUACAUAGCCACUCAAGGUCCAAUGCAGGAAACAGUUAAAGAUUUCUGGAGAAUGAUAUGGCAGGAAAAUUCAUCCAGUAUCGUCAUGGUAACUAAUCUGGUCGAAGUGGGAAGGGUGAAAUGUUGCAGGUAUUGGCCAGAUGAUACUGAGCUCUAUGGUGAUAUUAAAGUAACGCUGGUCGAGUCUGAACCCCUGGCAGAGUACGUUAUUCGUACUUUCACAGUUCAGAAGAAAGGCAAUCAUGAAAUUCGGGAGAUUAGACAGUUCCACUUCACAAGCUGGCCUGAUCAUGGAGUACCAUGCUAUGCAACCGGCUUACUGGGAUUUGUUAGACAAGUAAAGUUCCUAAACCCAAAUGACGUUGGCCCUAUUAUAGUACACUGCAGCGCGGGUGCAGGAAGGACGGGAUGUUUCAUUGCUAUCGACAUCAUGCUUGAUAUGGCAGAAAGUGAAGGUGUGGUGGAUGUUUACAACUGUGUCAGAGAGCUCCGUUCACAGAGGGUCAACAUGGUGCAGACCGAGGAACAAUAUGUCUUUGUUCAUGAUGCAAUUUUAGAGGCCUGCUUAUGCGGAAACACAACAAUACCAGUUUGUGAAUUCAGAGCUACAUUUUACAACAUCAGCAAGGUGGAUCCACAAACAAACUCCAGCCAGAUCAAAGACGAGUUUCAGACACUGAAUAUUGUAACUCCGCGCGUUCGACCUGAGGAUUGCAGCGUUGGUCUCCUUCCACGCAAUCAUGACAAGAACCGGAACAUGGAUGUGCUCCCUCCGGAUAGGUGUCUUCCAUUCCUCAUUUCUGUAGAUGGUGAAACAAACAACUAUAUAAAUGCUGCACUUAUGGACAGCCACAAAAGGCCUGCUGCAUUUAUUGUCACACAGCACCCUUUACCGAAUACUGUGACAGACUUCUGGAGAUUAGUGUUUGAUUACCAUUGCUCGGCAAUAGUCAUGUUAAAUGAAGUUGAUGCUGCACAGCUCUGUAUUCAGUACUGGCCAGAGAAAAGUCUGUGUUGCUAUGGUCCUAUUCAAGUGGAAUUCAUCUCAGCAGACUUUGAAGAGGAUAUCAUUGUCCGGGUCUUUCGGAUCUACAAUAUGGCACGACCUCAGGAUGGAUAUCGCAUUGUACAGCAGUUCCAGUUUAUUGGGUGGCCUUCAUAUCGAGAUACCCCAUUAUCAAAGCGUUCUUUUUUGAAACUGAUUAAGCGUUUGGAGAAAUGGCAAGAAGAAUAUGAUGGAGGAGAUGGUCGUACUGUGGUACACUGUUUUAAUGGCGGUGGGCGCAGUGGUACACUUUGUGUAGUUCGCAGUAUCUGUGAGAUGAUUCAUCAACAAAAUAUAAUAGAUGUUUUUCACACAGUCAAAACUCUACGAAACAACAAAUCCAACAUGGUAGACACUCUGGAGCAAUACAAAUUCUGCUAUGACGUGGCACUGGAAUAUUUGAAUUCAUUUUGAACUUCAAUCAUGAGAAGAAUUGCUAUGGUAAUGAAGUGACAUUUCUUGUCAAAGAAACAGUUUCUGACUUAUGUAAAAGAAAAGUAUGCAUCUAGAAGACCCUUGUACAGAUUUUUGCUUUCAUACAUCUUGGUAAAUCCAGGAAAGAAAACAAGCAGAAAUCCAGUGCUAAUCGCAGCCAAUAUCCACAAGAAAUACCGGGACUAGCUGAAGGACUUAUUGGACUAACCCAUAUUUUAUGGGAGUUCUGCUUUUGCUAGAAGUUAAUUGAUGUAAUUGGUCAGGAUAGAGAUUUUGCCAGCCGUUCAUUUUGUUGAUUGUCCUUGUAUAUUACAUUCCAUGGUGUUAAAAUUGUUUAAAUGAAGGUAUUAGUAAAUGCUAACUAUGAUCUAUUAGCUUAGUUUUAUUUAGCAUUUUCUAAUAAUUGGUAUCAGAAUUGCUAAGUGAAACUGAGCAAUAAUAUUCCUGUUAGACGUUGUUCAGCCACCAUUCAAAACUGUACAGUUUGGGGUCACCAAUUAUUUUGUGAGAAUAAGGCUUUGAAAUGUCAAUCUAACCUUCAAGCAACUUUCAACUACUCUUCAGGCAGCUGACCUUUAAACAAAGUAAGCCAUUUUUUUAUUCCAUAUAGCUGAUGCAGUUGAAAGUAUACCACUCCCUGUAAUUUUGUUCAGAGGAAUUUAUAAGUUCAGUAGUUAUUCUUGACGCAGUUUACGGAGCUGAGUCCUUACUAUAAAUGAGAAUGGGUGCAUGUGAGUGCAGGUGAUUUAUGUACAAAAUUAAAAGCUAUAUUGUAUGAAAACUGAAAAUUGGAAAUUAAAAAGCAGGGACUAUUAAAAUGCAUAACUCCUAAAGGGGAAAUGGAUUGACUUCUCUUAUGUGAUCCUUAAUCAGGAUUUUAAGUUCUAUUUUAAUCAAAAGUGUGCAGCAAUUACUUUAAAUUUUUGUUAAUUGAACUCUAUGCAUUUCCAGCCAUAUUCAAAGUUUAUUUCAAUUGAAAUGGAUUCAUCCAGGGCACUGUUUUCACUUCUCUGAUAAAUACAUUACCAUUAAUUUGUCUGCUAUUCUAACAGCGUUAUUAAUCUGCAAUGUAGUAAACAGGUUAGAUCUUCAACAUUUUAAUGGCCUGGAUGAAAAUUUAACAUCAAGAGAUUAAUCAGUGCUUUAAUAAUAAUAUAGAGAAGAUUAAGCAUCUGCGUGUUUCAUGCAUGUUCUCUUUAAUUGAUGCAGUCAUUAGUGAGAUGCACUGUAUUCAGAAGACUGCAAUACCUGAGAGCCUUGUAAAAGUGGUUUGCCGUAUUUUGGGUGUGAUUUAGUCAAAUUCAUGAAACAUUAUUACGGGCAGAAAGCAAAAUUGUAGUAUAAACUAAGUAUGUCUUAUGUCAGUUUUAACUGAGCUCUUGUCAAAGCAUCAUUCUUAUACUUUUACUAAACUUUAUAAACUGUUAAUCAACUUACAAUUCUUGUAGAUAAUAUGAACUCCAUAAAUACAUACAGUAUUUAUAAGAGAAAUAAAAAAAUGAGUUAUACUACGUCCUUAAACUUUACGAGGACGUUAAAUUUCUACCUCCUAUCAGAUUGUUUAGUUGCCAUUCUUCAAUGACUGAAGAAUAUAUGUUUGGUUUGUCUGGUAUUUUUCUUUCAAAUUUAUUUUAUAUUACAUGAGUUAUGAAUCAUAUAUACAUUUCUGCUGAGCAUUAAACUAUUUUGACUUCCUUUGGCUUUAUCUAAAGUAAGUACAUGAUAUUGCACAAACCUUCAAAUAUUAGUCCCAAGUGUAUGAAGUAUUCAUCAAUCCAUCGGGCAAAAUAGGCCUAAUCGCCAUGCACAGCCUUGAAAUGUUUGCUUUAACCUCCAAGAUCAGAGCUGUGUUGCAGUGUUAUACCUUUGCAAAGUUUGUGGCAUUAUUGAUAUAUGGUUAUAUUAAAUCUGAGCAUCCAGUUGGCUGGUUGAAGUUAGUAAUUGCUUGUAUGAGCCUUGACAUUGAAGAAUGAGCUGCAAAUCAUGUAAUAUGAUUGAAAACGAUCAAAGCAAUAUUUCUGGAUAUAACUCAUGAAAGAUGCAAAAAAUAAAAAUGGGGCUUUAGAGUAAAAAAGACUGUUCUGAAUAGCUGACAGUUAGACACAAUUUACUCCAUACCAAACCAUAAAUCAAUGGCUGUUAUAAACAAUCUAUCAGGCUUUCUGCUGUAACACUGAGAUACAAUUGAACUCAAGCAAUGUAUUUUUACUAUGCUUUCUGCAGCUCUAUGCCCUCCAUACCAUUUCCACAAAUACCAUGUUAAAUUACUCACCUGUGGUCUCCCCAAUUUAAGUGCUAACUAUGUACAAUCAGAAAAUUAAACCAAUGUACAGCAAAGAAAAUAUUCAGAUCAGUUUGUUUCUUCUCCCAUGCACACCAGUGUAUGUGGAUCCCUUUUAAGAUCAGUUUUUCUGUGUUUGGUAGUUGAAAGCAUGUUUGAAUAUCUUCAUUGUGUAAUACUCUGUAGUAGGUUACUUUUCCAGCUUUAUAAAUCGUGGUAAAUUAUGUUAAGUCAAAUAAUAUAUGAAGUAUAUUUUUGACAGUACAUAAAGUAAUGUGACCUUUUUACAAUUACAAUGCCAUUUGAUUAAUUUAUUCUUAUAUGUUGUAAGGAAAUGUUUGUAAAAUGGGCAGUGAGCCAAACUGUACUAUAAAAUAAAUGGAAUAUGUGAUGCAACUGUAAUAACUUCCUGUGCCAGUUUGAACACAGUAGAGACCAAACUACACAGAAUGAGAUCUUGAAGGUGAGAAACAGUUGUUGCCCUUCAACACAAUGUUUCAAGAAUUCUGACCUAUUGAUGGAAAAAGUCAAGUACUAUGUAAUUAGUGUUUAGCAUUUGGGAUAUACACUACAUCCUGCCCAGGGUAGUAAGGAAUCCUGGAUUUAAUUAAGAAACAGAAAUGGUUCUUGCAGGGGAACAGAUGGUAAGAUUUAUCUUGGGGACAUGAACUAUGAUGAAAUCAAUGGCCUUCCCCAUCCACAUUUGAUUGUGAUCUAAUCAUUCUGUGGCACAUUCAGCUUCAAUAAAGAGAUUAUAAAGUAAACAGCAUCAUUCUCUGAUGGCAUAUUCGUAAACAAUAUUUUAGUUUAAUUUCAAAUGGAUGUACAUCUGUCAAAAAUGUUAAAAUACAUUGAAUUUUCGUUUAAUUUCUU